UUAUCUUUUGUACCCUUUACCCCUUUUCUUAUUUUCUUUUUUUAAUAAACUUUACUUAUUUUAAAGCAACGUGUGUUUAUUCCAGAGAAGGGGUUCAGUUACUAAGUUCAGUCCUGGCUGCUUGACCAAACUACCGUGUACUAGAGGAACAUUUUCACUUAAGACUUCUGAAGGGGCCAGGAGGGUAUUGAGCCUCUGGUCCUGAGAGGCUUGGGUGUUCAGUGGGCUCUGGGGGUCCCUUCACCCCAGAGUGUUUAACCAAUAGAAGGGUGGUGGCAGUACUACCGUGCAGGGUUGGUGUAAGCAUACACAGCCCUAGCAGACCAGGUUGCUAGGAUCAAUUGCCCAAGGUUGGGGAUUGAUUCCUGGGACAGUAAAAGUAGGAGGAGGGGAACUCCCUGCUUUCACUACAUGUUGGCAGCGUUUGGGGUCGAAAAAGACUGAACCUAUCUCUGGUUAAACAUAGUUGUGGAAAAGGUACAAUUGGAUAAAUUACAAUUAUUAAAGAUUCUGGCACAAAGGUUUGUUGUUUUUGGAAAGUCAGGAUGGAUACAAGAUCUAAACAAAAGAAGGCAUUAGAUCAGGUUUCCACUGAGAGUAGUGAUGAGGAACAAACAGAGAUGUUACCUCAAGGCAAUUUUGAAGCAGCAGGAGGCAGCGCAGAGGGGCUGCCAGUCCAAAGCUUUACUCCGGAGGGAGAACGAGCACCGUCACCGGUACGGGGUCGACGGAGUAUGGAUAGCCAAGUUAGCCAGAGUGGGGGUGUGCCACCCAUGGAUAUGUGGGCAGAAAUGCACAACUUCUUCUCGAAACAGAUGGCUCUUAUGACUACCCUUGUACAACAACAACAAGCUUUUGCCCCACCAAGCCAAGGACUGAGGUCUGGCAGAGUGUGUUUGGGAGGAGCGGAUCCAGCAGAUUUUCCGUUUUAUCAAGCGGGAGAGGAUAUCUCCGAGUUUUUUUUAAUCUUUGAGCAAGCGUGUGUGGACCAGUCUUUAGACAAAAAAUACUGGAUGAAAAUUCUACGCACUCAAGGAAAGGGAGAGUUAAGAAGUCUAAUGUGUAAACUCCCGAGAGAGCUAGCUGAUGAUUAUGAAAACUUUGUAAAAUUGGCAACAGCCCAGUUUGCGCUAUCCACCAGGGCAUGUUACCAAAAGUUUGAGACUUUGACAAAAAAAUCAAAAGAGACGUUUUCAGCAUUAAGCGCUCGUACUGCUCAAGCUAUGGAUUUGUGGAUUGCAGCUGCAAAAGCUAAUACUUUUGAGCAGUUAAGGACUGUGUAUACUCUGGAGAAAUUUUACAAAAUGUUGCCAAGAGAGCUUGCCGCAGCGGUGCGAGGCAAAAAGCCAAAAAGCUUGCAAGAAGCCGGUCAUUAUGCUGAUGAACUAGAUUCCUUUCAGGACAAAGAGGAAUUGCCUAAAGCAUAUGUUAAAAAACCGGGCAAUUACAAAGGGAAUCAACCAGCGGGUGGAGGAAGUGAGUGGAAGAAAAAAACGUGGCCAUCUGUAGUUAAGUCGGAGGACAAAGGGGAGAGCUCUGUUCCUGCUGCUGUUCCCGUGCGUCCGCCAGUUUACCAACCGAGUAAAGCAGUUUUGGAGAAUUUAUGCUUUCUAUGUAAACAACCGGGGCACAGAAAGGACCAGUGUUCCCAACUGAGUAAGAAGCAGAAUGUGAGUGUCAGCAAAGGGACUAAAAUAGCGGUAGUACAGAGAGCCCGUGAUUAUGAAGAACCAGGAGGGCAGUCAUCUCCAGAAAUUUCCCGUUGGUCGUCUUCGGAUUCUAAUUCCGACCAGGACUGGGAGUUUUCAGCUCCUAGUACUGAGAAUAGUCCCAUCACCCAAAGGAAAGGAAGUAAACAGACUCCUGCGGAAAUUAAAUUCAAUCACCCAAGUGGAUCCAUACCCCUUACCCAGGAUGGACCAUCUGAUUGAAAGGUUGGGGGCUGCUAAGUUCAUCACCACCUUGGACCUAACUAAGGGUUACUGGCAAGUACCCCUAGAUGAAGAUGCUGUCUUGAAAUCUGCCUUUGUUACCCAUAUGGGCUUGUAUCAAUUUAAAAUGAUGAGUUUUGGGCUUAGGAAUGCUCCUAGUACGUUCAUGAGAUUAAUAAAUUCUGUCCUGAAUGGUUUAGGAGAUUACGCCUGCGCCUAUCUUGAUGAUAUCGCGGUGUAUAGUGGGGAUUGGGAAUCCCAUGUGAAACACUUAAGAACUGUAUUUCAAAGGCUGCAGGAUGCAGGACUUACCAUUAAAGCCCAGAAGUGCCAAUUUGGGUUGGGAGAGGUUUCCUAUUUAGGCCAUAGGGUGGGUAGUGGCUGUUUGAAACCUUUGGAUGCCAAAAUUGAAGCAAUUACUAAUUGGCCAAUACCUCAAACCAAGAAACAAGUUCAGUCAUUCUUGGGUCUUGCUGGUUACUAUCGGCGUUUCACUCCCCACUUCAGUAGUCUUGCCACUCCUUUGACUAAUUUGUGUAAGAAAUGCAAACCAGCACGAGUGGUGUGGUCGUCCGAUUGCCAACAGGCCUUUGAGGCUUUAAAGGCUGCAUUAAUAAAUUACCCUGUUUUAAAAGCCCCAGACUUUGCUGAACCCUUUGUGGUACAGACUGAUGCUAGUAAUUUUGGUUUGGGUGCUGUACUCUUGCAGAAGGAUACGGAUGGAGAACUCCACCCUGUAGCCUAUCUGAGUAAAAAGCUAAUAGAGCGAGAGCGCCAUCUAGCGACCAUUGAGAAGGAGUGUCUUGCUAUAGUUUGGGCCCUGGAGAAAUUAAGGCCGUAUCUUUGGGGACGUCACUUCCAAUUGCAAACGGAUCACUCUCCCCUGUGCUGGUUGUCCAGAAUGAAGAAUUCAAACCAAAAACUAUUGAGGUGGGCUCUGUUAUUACAAGAUUUUGAUUUUACCAUAAAUCAUGUGGCUGGGAAGAAUAAUAAAGCCGCCGAUGCUCUAUCUCGUAUGUAUCAUUUAGAUGAUUAAUGCUGAUCUUGUGAUUUGUAACUGAUCUUGCCAUGUUAUGCCUGAAAUUCUUUUUAAUAAAUGUAUAAUUUAGUUUGUAUUUUAAGGUGAUAAUCUUUUUUGAUGUCUUCUAGAGCGAUGAUAUCAAAGGUGUUCAACCUUUGAUGUCAUCUUCCUCGAAAGGGGGCGUGUCAUGCCUGUUUGAUCCCCUUAAUUAUUUUCCUGGGUCCCUGGUCAUAGAUAGUUAAAUCCUUUGAUAUUUUUUCAUCCCGGAGACCCGGUGAUUUUUACAGCCCCAGCUGUAUCAGCUUACUGCAAAUUGGCACCUCUUUAUCAGCAAGAGGGGCCUGGUUCCGUCAAGGCCGUAAAAACUCCUACGGCUUGUUAUGGGAAACCAGGAGGGACGGGGCCUGGUACUGUGGGAACAUCGUUUCAUCAUUCCUGUGCUGGAACUGCUAAAUUAGUUGAUUGCUCCCAGCUGAGGCAAGGAUUUUUCUCUAUAAGAGAAGGCCUCAGCUCUUGGGCUGUGUUCCACUUGUGGGCACCACCUUGCUUAUGGUGAUGCUCUGCGGUGGCUCCACUAUACUUCCUGACUGGCCGUCCCUGAGGGGAAGGACACUAACUCCUGAGACAGAGCUGAGGCUUGUAAGUACAAUUGAGGCAGUUAGUUUUAUUAUUUUCAUUUUUGUGCCAAGAACCUUUAUAUCUUGUUUGUUAUAUACCUUGCCCCUUUUGGGUGUUGGUUUUAGGAUUUGAUUUGCUGCUCCAAAUUAAUUGUAUGUACCUUUUUAUCUUUUGUACCCUUUACCCCUUUUCUUAUUUUCUUUUUUUAAUAAACUUUACUUAUUUUAAAGCAACGUGUGUUUAUUCCAGAGAAGGGGUUCAGUUACUAAGUUCAGUCCUGGCUGCUUGACCAAACUACCGUGUACUAGAGGAACAUUUUCACUUAAGACUUCUGAAGGGGCCAGGAGGGUAUUGAGCCUCUGGUCCUGAGAGGCUUGGGUGUUCAGUGGGCUCUGGGGGUCCCUUCACCCCAGAGUGUUUAACCAAUAGAAGGGUGGUGGCAGUACUACCGUGCAGGGUUGGUGUAAGCAUACACAGCCCUAGCAGACCAGGUUGCUAGGAUCAAUUGCCCAAGGUUGGGGAUUGAUUCCUGGGACAGUAAAAGUAGGAGGAGGGGAACU
Rhineura floridana is the source of this 4130-nucleotide messenger RNA. RefSeq lists its product as uncharacterized. The transcript has 2 exons. NCBI's taxonomy places the organism in Eukaryota, Metazoa, Chordata, Lepidosauria, Squamata, Rhineuridae. The record is from RefSeq and is a predicted model, not a curated record. The coding region runs from base 546 to 1931 and encodes 461 amino acids. Gene Ontology annotation, molecular function: zinc ion binding; nucleic acid binding.